AUGUGGUCUGACGCUCGUACUGAGAAUGGUGGCGCGGCGUCGUCGACGAUGUCCUGCCAACUACACAAAAAGAUCCUCCAAACUGCGUUGGAUCACAUCUUGCGUGAGAUUCCAUCUUCGAGAUUGAUCUCUAUCAUUAAUGGUGCUUUGAAGAUCAAGGAGAACCAUGUGUGCCCAAACCCGCUCAACGACCCUGCCAGCACCGCUCGGAGCAACCCCACGGUACCGACUAUGAUUGUAGUCGGUGCCGCGAAGUUGUUCUGA
Aureobasidium subglaciale EXF-2481 is the source of this 264-nucleotide messenger RNA. RefSeq lists its product as uncharacterized. Bases 1 to 264 code for a protein of 87 amino acids. The transcript is spliced from 3 exons. NCBI's taxonomy places the organism in Eukaryota, Fungi, Ascomycota, Dothideomycetes, Dothideales, Saccotheciaceae. The record is from RefSeq and is a predicted model, not a curated record.